UUUUGGCUCCACCCUCGUUCUGGCUCCUUAUACUCCACUCUCCUGUCUCAACUAGAAAACAUGCAAUGUGCUGCUGCCUUUAGCAGAGCAGACACACAUGCACACACACACACACACAAGCGCAGACACAGCAUCAUCACAAACACACAGCGAGUGGAGAGAGGGAGCGUGCAAAUGCAUGCUCCCGACGUGAAAGACAGUUUGAUAAAGCGAGACCACCAGCGGAGGAGGACUCUUCACUACAGACAGCAUUGGCAUCAGCAGCAGCUGUGGCAGUUUAAAGACCUAAAUAUACGUCACUGAACUCUCUCCACUGGCUGGCAGCUCUAACAUGGGCUGCUCAUCCGGACGCCUGCCCUGCCAGCCGCCGGCCCCUGCACAGCUGCCCACUCUGGACCCUGCACUGGACUGCAGCCUGGCUCAGGAUGGGGUACCAUCUACACCUAAGAGCCCAGAGAAUCUCUCCACUCUGGAACGGUUGGCCCAGGCCACUGGGGGCACGGAGAAGUCAUGGUACCGCUGCGUAUUUCCCUUUGGGGUCAUCUCACUGGUGAUUGGCAUGGCAGGCACGGGCGUCACCUUUACCUUCAACACCCUGUUACAGACCAAGGUGGUGUCCCUGGUGCUGCUGGCUGUGGGACUGAUCAUGCUUCUGGUGGCAGCUGCCUGUUGGAGGGUCCACAGAGCCAAGAGGAGGGAGAAGAAAGAAGGUGGCUUCUUCUGCUCAGAGCAGGGCACCCUUUGACCUGUUUUAUUUUUCCUUAUUUAAAAUAAGGACUUUCAUAUCUUAUAUCUUUUGUUCUGUGCAUGCACUGGCUGGAUGUGACGUGAUAUCUUGAUGGAACAAGAACUUUGGAACAAGACUUGCGGAUUGAAGCAACACUUUCAUGUCAUAGAGGUCUUUGUGCUCUAUUUAUAAAUACGAGUGAAAAACUCACAACAGCUUGAGAUGUUUAGCACUUUCCUAAAAUACUUCAUCCUACCACACCACGUGCUGCGAGGAGGAAGCAGUUAUCUCCAUAUGUUUGUCCUCAUUAAGGAACCUCAUUAUUAGAAACAGCACAGUCUCUAAGAUCCCUCACAAUGCUGCAAGUCCAUUUCACACCACCGUGAACAUGUUUCCCCGAAGGAACAACAGGAUCAAAGAUGCGUAGAAGAGACUGCACUUUCCCUGAAGGGGGGGAAAUCAUCUCUGAACUGUUUCAAACACUUCCUGCCGGUCAGUUUCUCCAGGAAUAGUAAUACACAAAUGACGUGCCUCUGUGAUUAACUAACAGCAGGUCAGUGGAAGAAGCCUCUGGGAAGAUUGAGGUUAGUAGGUCUAGCACAUGGAAAGAAAAAACUGCUAUUUCAUGUGCUUUAUAUAGAUAAUGAGUUUGGUAAGCUUGGUGUAGCACGUGAGAGAAGACUUCACCAGAUAACUUAAGUGUUCCCAGUGGUAGGCAAAAAGUGGACAACAUAUUGGUCUGCUCUGCAUGACUUUGGAGUCAAAUGUUUUGUAACUCUCAAGAAUGGUGCGUAAUGGAGUACGUAUGUUGUAAUAGGUGAGAUAUCUUUAGCAGAGAUAUAUUUUUGCUGGUGUUGUGAUAAAAAAAAGGUUUAAAAGAUUUGUGCUUGCAUGUGUGUUUCCAUGAAGUGUUUGUGAAAGCACUCAGGUACUAUGUGUGAGUUUCUUAUUUAUUAGCGGAUUAGAGAUACUGGAAACAGACAAAAGGUGAAGGGGCUGUCAAUCCUAGUUCUGGGGACUCCACAAUGUGCACAUGUUCGAAUGUGUUCUCAUCUCACAUACAUGAUUCAACUCAUGAACUAAUUAAGAAUCAUAUUUGUGGGCUCCCUUGCAGGGGUUGGAGCAAACACAAAAAUGAGUAAUGCAUGGGGUCACCAUGGUCACCAUGCUGGACUAGGAUUACAUCCCUGUUUUAGAAGGUCUUUUUUUCGCUGUUGAACGUGAUUUAAGAAGCAGUGAGCAGUGACCUGAAGAAAUAUAGAGAACAAGAGACUACGGCUAGAGAUAUACUUGCUGUGACUGCCUCACGUAUCAUGUUUCAGUUUGGUGGGUCAGUUCUGCACGUCCUCAGAAAUGAAUGCUAUGUGUAUGCAAAGUGCAGUACACAUCUAAAGAACAGUAGGGGCAGUAAAGGCACUCAGCAGUGAAUAAAAAAUUUCAGAAAGUUUUGAAACACGUCUAAACAAUUACUGCGAUUUAUGUUAUGUAUCUUUAAGGCUUGUUUGUACUUCUGCGUCGAGUCAACGCAUUGUCUACGGCAUAGCUUGUGUUUGUCUGUGACUCACUUCAAACUUGAUGUUUAAACAGCAAAGGUAGUUUUAGGAAUGUGUGGGUGGGAACACAAGGCUCAGCAAACCAAUCACAGCUGCUGCUGUCCAUGCCACACUACGCAUAGUUACAUUUCUGGGGAGGUGCACGACAGGUUACGACAUAGGCUAUGAUGUAAGAUACGUUGCUACAAGUAGGCUAUUGUGAAGGUUCAACGCAAAAGUACAAAUCAGAUUUUACUCUUGUGGCACAUGUAGCACAGUAUUUAGGCAGGUAUGCAAAAUAAUUAUGGAAAUGUGUGGCCAAACAGCAAGCACACCUACAUGCCAAAAGUCAUGGAACAGAAAUUAAUAUUACACCCGCUGACUUAGUGCUGGGUGAUUAUGGCCUAAAAAAUAAUCUUACAUUUUUUUUCACAAAAAAAAUCUGACUUACGAUUAUAAUCCAUUUUAAUCACUACAUGGGAUGGACCCACAGCUCCCCCGACUCCACACGUCACAGUAUGUAAAAUCGCGAUUACUCCAUUUGAAAAUCUGUAAUUCAUAAUUUGCAUUAAUCGAAUUCAAAUUAACCAAAUUAAUCUUGUAAAUGGCCCAGCACUACCCUGACUUUUGCCAAAUGAAAAAAGCUAAAAAAAGAAAAUAUGUGAAACAUCUUCACUGAAUGUAGAUGUGAUUGCUGUGAGUUCAUAUCUCUAGCCUUACUGUCCAUGUUCUGCAGAAACUCAAUACUAUCUUUUCAGCCGCUUUGCACUUAGCAAUUCUGUUGUGCCACUGAAAACUGAAUCAUUUUAUCCUCUGUGAACAAAUGAAUGUAUUUAUUGACUUGAUAGGUUUAAAGUAGAACCCUGAUCUGUUGUGUUAAAUGGUGAUUUCACAAUAAUCAGCACUGUAGGAAAAAUGAACAAGAUCUGGAUGUUACAUCUCUGGUUCUUUAAACUCUGGUAUUGUACUGUAGCUUAGGUAUAUUUUCAUCCCUGUGAAAAGGAAUGGCAGACUGUUUUUGUAUUUUGCCUAUUCUUUCAGUGCCUGUCUUUUUACAUCAGAUAUUUUCUUACUAGCUAUCACUGGGGUGUUUUCCAGUUUUGUUUUAUACCAGCUCAUUGAUCCUGUUUCCAAGAAUAGCUGUAGCAGCAGACAGAAUGAGAGCAAUGACGGGGAUACCUGAGCUCCAGUGAAGACAUAUGGGCACGAUGUAAGAGAUAGACGGAAAAGACCACACACACACACAGACACGCAUGCAUGCCUGGAACAGGUGCCCUCUAACGUGUGUGUGUGGCAGGCUUAUCUUUUGUCCCCUGCAGCUAACGAAAGAUAGAGAGAGAAUGAGACAGAACGAGAUAAGGAGGGAGGGAGAGAUGGAGGGAGGGAGAGAGGGAGGGAGGGAGAGUGAGUGGCAGAAUAAGGAAGGGGGUGGGGGCUUUCAUGAGAGUUCAUUGAUAAAAAAAAGCAUCCGGAAAUAGCUCGGAAUAUAAAUAAGCAGUGAGCCCAGCAUGAGUCCUGCAUUAUGUGAUGUUCCACCUCACAUGCACUUACACAUGCUUUAUAAUGCACUGUAAACAUGACUCAUAAAAGGUACCCCUCGCAUUUCUGAUGGGCCUAAGAUAAGAUAUAUCAAAUAAGAUAAAUUAUUUAUUAGUGCCACAGAGGGGAGAUUUACUAUGAACUAGAACUACAAUAUGCACUUGUUCAAUGAUCCUUUCAAAAGAGUUUUUUUUGGAAUGAUGCCACAGAAGAACCACUUUGGGUUCCUUAUGGAGUUUUUUUUUUUUUACAGUGAAUGGACCUUUCACAAGUGUAGGUCUUAUAUGAAGGAGGAAAGGAACCAUAAGAGACUCGUCUAUGGCAUCAUGUAAUGUAAGAAAUGUAAAUGUAAGAAAACUAUAUGCCAGCCAAUAUCUAAAGACACAGUCCAAAGAAAACUGACCCUCCAUACAUAUCAACUCAACUUGAAGUACGAGAAGACUGAAUGGGUUCCGAAGGAAUUUGCCACAUGCUGAGGGGCACAUAUGGUAUAUGUAGCUUUUCUUUGCCAGGAGUGUAAAUUAGUUUAAUAAUUAGUAAAUGAGUUUUUCUGGUACCAGACUGAUACCAGUAUGAAGCACUGUAUGUACAUAUGUGUUUUCUUUUUUUUAAGACAUUGUAUUUAAAAGCUAUGUUUAUACAUUUUGGACUAUUGGAAAAGAGUAUUAAAUACAAUGACGCAAUGUGAAAAAA
Molecule: messenger RNA, 4491 nt
Organism: Astyanax mexicanus (Mexican tetra)
Lineage: Eukaryota; Metazoa; Chordata; Actinopteri; Characiformes; Acestrorhamphidae
Product: transmembrane protein 100
Exons: 2
Coding region: 332-745 (137 amino acids)
Biological process (GO): cellular response to BMP stimulus
Source: RefSeq, a predicted model, not a curated record